Molecule: messenger RNA, 1143 nt
Organism: Ordospora pajunii
Lineage: Eukaryota; Fungi; Microsporidia; Ordosporidae
Exons: 1
Coding region: 1-1143 (380 amino acids)
Biological process (GO): cytoplasmic translational initiation
Cellular component (GO): guanyl-nucleotide exchange factor complex; eukaryotic translation initiation factor 2B complex
Molecular function (GO): translation initiation factor activity; guanyl-nucleotide exchange factor activity
Source: RefSeq, a predicted model, not a curated record
AUGCCUGAAACCAAUAAGAGUGAUUUUAGAUCCCUUGUGCUGUAUAUGUUUGAGACGAUUAUUUUGAUAGGGCCAGGAGCAGAAAUGUUUCCAAUAGUAAACAAAAGGCUCCCGAAGGCGUGCAUUCCGGUUGUUAACAAUCCAAUAAUAUAUCACACAAUCAGACUUUUGGAAAGUGUGUCUAGAAAGUUUGUUAUUGUCGGGCUGGAUGAAGAAAGAGAUGCAGUAUUGAGUGCAACUAUAUCUGCGACUAAGAAGCCUAUUGAGUAUGUAGGGAUUGAGACGUAUGAUGGAACUGUUGCGUCUCUAAUGGCAAUUCGAGCAAUAAUCGAGUGCGAAGAUGUGAUAGUGUGCAAAGGAGACAUAGUUGGAAGCAUUAGCAUUAAGGAAAUGGCGCAGAAGUAUUUUGAAAGCAAAAGGAUGCUUAUGGUGGCAUUGCAGAAUUCGAAGAUGGAAGGCACAUUGAUAGGAUACAGAGUAGACAAUUUGAUGUUUUAUGCAAUUAGUCAGGAGUAUAAGAUUCCAUUUGCAUUACUGAAAGAUGGAUUAACACUGACAAAGGAUUAUGAUGUUGUUCCACUAUAUAUGAUGAAGAGCAAUUUAUUUGAGAUGCUUGACUCGAGAUUUUUUAGCUUUAAGCAUGAUCUGAUGCCUAAUCUUGUAAAAGAGCUUGGAAUAAGCAAUCCAGUAGGAAUAUACAGCCCAAGAAAGGGGGAUCUGCAUCAUGUAAGAACAAUUGAUGACUAUUUGGAAGUGAAUGCAUUGCUGAAAAAGCAGAUUGCUAGCACGGGUGCAAAGCCAAGGAUAGAUGAUACAAAUACAAAAUUUGUGAAGGAGUAUACAAAGAGAAACAGCAUAAAAGACAUAAGCAAUUUGAUCGAUGCAGAGGUUCAGAUUGAAGAAGGUGCGAUUGUUUUUGAUUCAAUCAUAGGAAACAAAUGUAUUAUUGGCAGUGGAAGCAAGGUUAUGUGUUCGAUUUUGAUGAAUGGCGUUAAGAUUGGAAAAGGGUCGCGUGUUGAAGGGACACUGGUUGGAUGCAUGGUGAGUAUUCCUGAGGGUAGCAAGCUGGUUAAUUGCAAGGUCUCACCGGGAUAUGUGUUUUCCCAUGCAGUAUGUGCAUCAGAUGGUGUUUUUGGACGAUAA